UCUGCCUCCCUCUCCCCCACCCCAGCGCCAUCCAUCAAGCCAUGCAGACCAUCAAGUGUGUAGUCGUCGGCGACGGUGCUGUCGGAAAAACCUGCCUGCUCAUUUCAUACACUACCAACAAAUUCCCCUCCGAGUAUGUUCCCACCGUGUUCGACAACUACGCCGUGAGCGUAACCAUCGGGGACGACCCCUACACCCUCGGCCUCUUCGACACCGCCGGCCAAGAAGACUACGACCGCCUCCGCCCCCUCUCCUACCCCCAAACCGACGUCUUCCUCGUCUGCUUCUCCGUCACCUCCCCCGCCUCCUUCGAAAACGUCCGCGAAAAGUGGUUCCCCGAGAUCCAACACCACUGCCCCGGCGUGCCCUGCCUCAUCGUCGGCACCCAGGUCGACUUGAGGGACGACCCGGUGAAUAUCGAGAAAUUGCAGAGGCAGAGGAUGAAGCCGAUCAGUGUGGAUAUGGGCGAGAGGUUGGCGAGAGAGUUGGGGGCUGUCAAGUAUGUCGAGUGUUCGGCUCUGACGCAAAAGGGGCUGAAGAAUGUCUUUGAUGAGGCCAUCGUCGCUGCUUUAGAACCUCCCAUGGCGACAAAGAAGAAGAGCAAAAAGUGUCUCAUCCUCUAAUCCCCCUCGUCAUCAUCAUCCCUCCCCGACAAACAUCAUCCUACCACAUCCCAGACCAUCCCCCGUAUACCCACGCCUACACCUCGUCCCUUUCGACAUUCCUUUUUCGCCACCCACAUCUCUCUCUCUCUAAGCGUACUUUCGGAGUGUAAUCCUCUUUCGCUGUCGAUAUCGAGAGGUCUCUUUUCUCCUACCCUUCUUCAUCCCCUCCCGCCUUUUUUUGCGCGGGGGCUGGUUUUCGUCUAAAGGGAUCUAUAGACCUUCACGAACCUAUCAAACGCUGAAGUGUAGGGAUCAGGGGAUUGUUUGUAGGAGUCAAAGUUUGGAACGUAUACCCCCCUGUGUCUUUCUCUGUUUUCCUCGCCCAUCUUUCUGCCCCCGUUUCUCGUUCCCCGUCCUUAUACAGAUAUAUCUUUUCUAUUUUCCUUCUUUGUUGCGGGAUGUAACGGCGCUUUCCCUUCCUUCUCUCUCUCUCUCUUCUUUGGCCUCGUUCGGACGCGAUGUGUUGAUGCAUAGAUAUACAA
This is a messenger RNA of Cryptococcus amylolentus CBS 6039, 1147 nucleotides long. Its product is annotated as cell division control protein 42. The record is from RefSeq and is a predicted model, not a curated record. Gene Ontology annotation, biological process: small GTPase-mediated signal transduction. Gene Ontology annotation, molecular function: GTP binding; GTPase activity. Bases 42 to 623 code for a protein of 193 amino acids. Lineage: Eukaryota; Fungi; Basidiomycota; Tremellomycetes; Tremellales; Cryptococcaceae. The transcript has 4 exons.